AUGGAUCUCUUUCGGCGCGCGUAUAAGCGCGUGCCAUCGUCCACGGCCGUUCCUCAACUCCCAACCUCAGACGAGAAAAGAGCAGCACGGCCUAAGCGGCUGACUUCUAGCAUCGACUUCUUCCGGAGACCACUGAGGUUAAGGGGCAACUCUAGCAUAUCUGUUCCCUUGGGCGUUGUUGUGCUCUUCCCAUGUAUUGUCGUCAUCCUCAUCCUCGUCUUGUUUGUGAAACAUCCAAGCUCCCCAGGCAUGAUUUUGAUGCCUGCCGGGGCCCCUCCAGCCAUACGGAAAAUCAGCGAAGAGCAUGACAAGGUCUUUGUGACUGGUUGCGAGGAAAAUAUAGACACCUCGCAACCCCGGGCCAACGCGGCUUUCGUCGUCCUCGCGCGGAAUAAGGAACUCGAGGGUGUCAUCCAGUCCGUCAAGUCUAUCGAACGUCACUUCAACAGGUGGUACCAUUACCCGUAUGUUUUCUUGAACGACGGAGACUUCAACCAGACCUUCAAAGACGUCAUUCGCAACUACACUUCAGGCCCUGUCGAGUUUGGUAGAGUUGGUCCAGAGAUGUGGGGAUACCCCGAGUGGAUCGACCCCAAGAUCGCGAAGGAGGGUAUCGCCAAGCAGGGCGACGCCGCCGUCAUGUACGGUGGACUCGAGAGUUAUCAUUCGAUGUGCCGGUUCUACUCUGGAUUCUUCUACAAGCACCCCCUUCUCGCCAAAUACGAAUGGUACUGGCGGUUGGAGCCAGAGAUCAAGUACUUCUGCGACAUUACCUAUGACCCCUUCCUCAAGAUGAUUGAGCACAACAAGACCUAUGGUUUCACAAUCGCUGUCAAGGAACUUCGAGAAACCGUCCCUAAUAUCUUCCGAUACGCAUCUGCCUACAAGAGAGUCAACAACAUCACUUCUCAGGGUCUUUGGGAGAUGUUCGUAGAUCCCAUCGAGAAGCCUGCGCCUGCGGAAGACACUAGCCAAAAGCCCCCAUUGCCUGAGGAAAUCUUGCGCAGUGAUCCUAAAAGCUUGCCCGAGAUCGACCCUGAUGCCAUGGAAGGCGAGAGCUACAACAUGUGUCAUUUCUGGUCCAACUUCGAGAUUGCCAGACUUAGCUGGUUCAGAAGCAAGGAAUACGAAGACUUCUUUGAGAUGAUGGACCGCAGUGGUGGUUUCUGGAUGGAACGAUGGGGUGACGCCCCUAUCCAUUCCCUCGCUGCGGGUGCCCUUUUGGCUCCCCGCGAUAUUCACUACUUCCGUGACUUUGGGUAUCGACACACCACUAUCCAGCAUUGUCCUGCUAAUGCCCCUGUCCGUCAAUCACCUCGAGAACCCUACCUAGAGAAGACGACCCUUGAUGAGAAGUUGCGAAUCGAGGAAGAUGAGUACUGGGAGAAUUGGGAUACCCCGAAAGAGAACGGCGUUGGAUGCCGCUGCCGAUGCGAUACGGAUAUCGUAGAUGUCGAAGGCAAGGAAGGUUCCUGCUUGGCCGAGUGGGUCGAUGUCGCUGGUGGAUGGGCGAGUCCGUAA
Molecule: messenger RNA, 1521 nt
Organism: Anthostomella pinea
Lineage: Eukaryota; Fungi; Ascomycota; Sordariomycetes; Xylariales; Xylariaceae
Source: the annotation of a GenBank genome assembly